AUGGGAGUGAAGGUUGAUGGUCGGCAGCUACACCAUUUGCGCUUUGCUGAUGACAUCGUACUGAUAACACCUAGCAUCAGCCAAGCGGAACGAAUGCUGACCGAAUUCCACGAAACAUGUGGAUGCAUCGGUCUUCAGCUGAAUCUACAAAAGACGGUGUUCAUGCGGAACGGAUGGGUCUCGGAUGUCCAAUUCACGCUCAACGGAACGAACAUAUCCGAAAGCACCAGCUACGUUUAUCUGGGUCGGGAAUUCGAACAUGAUGAACGACCUGACCCCCGAGCUGGGCAGGAGGAGACGAGAGGCUUGGGGAGCGUAUAA
Molecule: messenger RNA, 321 nt
Organism: Necator americanus (New World hookworm)
Lineage: Eukaryota; Metazoa; Nematoda; Chromadorea; Rhabditida; Ancylostomatidae
Exons: 1
Coding region: 1-321 (106 amino acids)
Source: RefSeq, a predicted model, not a curated record